Plodia interpunctella (Indianmeal moth) is the source of this 10050-nucleotide messenger RNA. RefSeq names its product baboon (gene babo). The transcript is spliced from 9 exons. Lineage: Eukaryota; Metazoa; Arthropoda; Insecta; Lepidoptera; Pyralidae. The record is from RefSeq and is a predicted model, not a curated record. Bases 328 to 1869 code for a protein of 513 amino acids. Gene Ontology annotation, biological process: protein phosphorylation; nervous system development; cellular response to growth factor stimulus. Gene Ontology annotation, cellular component: plasma membrane; activin receptor complex. Gene Ontology annotation, molecular function: activin binding; activin receptor activity, type I; ATP binding.
UCAAAUAAUAGGUAUUACGCUGGUUUCAGUCAGAAUUUUUGGAUUUUCGGUACCUGCCUAGGUACCUACCUAGGUACAUAAUUUAUUUACCGGAGACCGGACUGAAUUUGUAUUUUUAUAAUCAUAUCAUUAAUUUUAUAUUUGUAUUGCCAGCAAUUCUUAUUCAUAAAUUCGCUGUACUCAGUGAUUGUUUGAAUUUUCUAAUGAGUGCUGUAAUUACGACAGUCUAGUGGGACGAAAAUGUCUGUUUCUGAAACACUUCAAUGGCCGUGUAGUAUCUCUUGUGUCAAUAUAAAGUGUUGUUCUGUUCGUAAAUUGUAAAUUGACAUGCAUCGGUUCAAGAAUGUAAUCAUGGACACUUCGCAAUGGCCAAAGCUGUGGAUUGUGUUGCUGUUUCUUAUAUUUGGGGGUCUGGAUGUUAUCGAUGGCUUGAAGUGCUAUUGCAACCGUCCAACAUGUCCAAAUGACACAUGUGAAACAGAUGGCUACUGUGUUGCUUCCACAACCUUGGAGAAUGGAGUGCAACGAUACACCUAUGAAGAGGUGGCUUUAGGCUGUAUGGGGUUGAAAUCUGCCUUCCCUCCUGAAAAUCCAAUAAAAUGCAAAGAACCAGCAACCUAUUGCUGUAAAUAUGAUCUCUGCAACUCUGAUGAGAUUGUCGGAGAAAAACUGUCUAAAGUGCUACACGCCUCUGCUAUGGAGCCGAGUCCAUCUGCGACCGCGUGGCAAGUUUUGCCGUGGAUCAUGGGGCUGAUGGUCCUGGGGGUGUGCGCGGUGAUCAGCUUCUGGUGGGCCAAGCGCUCGCGCAAGCUGAUGAAGAGGGGCUCCCGGGGCAUGUUCACCACGGAGGACUCGUGCUGCGAUACCCGGAUACCCAUCAUCGGCGGAACCACCACCAUCCGGGACAUGAUUGAACUGACCACCUCCGGUUCAGGCUCAGGGCUUCCACUACUGGUCCAGCGAUCGAUCGCCCGACAGAUCCAGUUGGCAGACAUCAUCGGCAAGGGCCGUUUCGGUGAGGUGUGGCGAGGGCGGUGGCGGGGGGAGGACGUCGCUGUCAAGAUUUUCUCCUCUCGCGAGGAGUGCUCCUGGUUCAGGGAGGCCGAGAUCUACCAGACUGUUAUGCUGCGACACGAGAAUAUCCUUGGCUUCAUUGCAGCUGAUAAUAAAGACAACGGCACUUGGACGCAGCUGUGGUUAAUAACAGACUACCACGAGAACGGGUCGCUUUUCGACUACCUUGGUGCCAGAACCAUUGAUCAGAACACUCUGGUCAAAAUGGCGUUGUCUAUUGCCACCGGUCUGGCGCAUUUGCACAUGGACAUCGUUGGCACCAAAGGCAAGCCAGCGAUUGCCCACCGCGAUCUCAAAUCGAAGAACAUACUGGUGAAGAACAACUUGACCUGCGUGAUUGGCGACCUCGGGUUGGCCGUCAGACACAACGUGGCAAGUGACAGUGUCGACGUGCCUUCCACCAACCGCGUCGGCACCAAGCGGUAUAUGGCGCCUGAGGUCCUGGACGAAACGAUGGACACUCGCCAGUUCGACCCGUACAAGCGUUCGGACGUUUACUCCUUCGGUCUAGUGGUGUGGGAGAUGGCGCGGCGUUGCGGUUCGAUGCCCGACGAGUACCAGCCGCCGUACUACGAGUGUGUGCCGCCUGACCCCGCCCUGGAGGACAUGAGGAGGGUCGUGUGCAUCGAGAAGCGGAGGCCCAACGUGCCCAAUCGAUGGCACGCCGACCCCGUGCUGUCCUCAAUAUCAAAAGUAAUGAAAGAGUGUUGGUACCAGAACCCCGCCGCGCGACUCACCGCGUUGCGCAUAAAGAAGACGCUCGCGAACAUCAGCGCCGGCGACCACAAGUUGUGAGCGAAGCAACCGCCGCGCAAUUAUAAACCUUUUGUUUAAUGACACAAGUAAGAUAUUUCCAUAGCAUGUGUCUCAUGCGCGAGAAUGUAUUCCGUUAAACUUACUACAAUUGAAACCUGCAAUAAGCACGUGCUGAGUAUAAUUUACUUUGAAAUAUUUUUGUAUGAAAGUGAAAUAUCGCGAAUUUUAACAAAACUCUUAGAACGAACGCUGCUUAUGAACCAUGUAAUAUUGUGUAAAUCUUAAUCUUAUACAGUUUUUUGAAAACAUUCAAAUAAAACAAAUACACAUUGUUGUAACAUGUUUCAUGUGUUGUGGACAAAACUUAUUUCUCUUAAAAACAAAUAGUUGCUCCGCGAUUUGUGCGUUGGUAUUUUGUGUACGUGUAUGCACCAGGCAGGGAAAACUAAAACAUUAUUGAUGUGAUUAAACAAGAAUGUGUAGAGAAAACGUAACAUUACAUAGUAACAAAACAGACACAUUUUCCACACCCACUCGCUUCGCGCAUUAGAUACUAAGCAAAUCUUACUUGUUGUGCAAUUUUUAGGAUGUACAUUGCAAAUCCAGAUGAUUCGCUAGGUCUGGUACCCGUCUAUUGUCCCCAUCAGGUCCGUGCCAGGGACGUGGCAUGAAAUCUCCGACACGGCACGGGCACGUGCGUCUGUGAUGCAGUUCAUAAACAACGUACAGAUAGAGUAGAAAAUAAAUGAAGGCGUUGUGUCCUCUUGGCUGGCAAUUAUGGGUUUUAUCAACCAAUUUUCACUAUUAUUGGCUUUGCAAUGGCAAAAUAUAGUAAGUAGAAGACUGUUCUUCUACUUUUUGCAGACAGACUGUAUUUCUUUAGAUUCCUGAGGAAACACUGCCCUGCACUUUCCACGGCCCUGAUGUGUGGAUAGAUCUCUAUUUCUCGAUACGAUGGGAAUUCGCUACGAAAUCACACGUUAAGAUUAGUUAUGAAUUUUUGCACUAGAUAGCUUAUAGUUUUAUCUUACCCAUUCAAAUUCGUAUGUAGGACUCCGCCUAGUUACAUUAGUAGAUAUGUCGCCUUAACAGCAGUCGGUGUGUAUGUGUAUGGCGCAACACUACCUAAUUUAUUGAAAAUUGCUACUUGAAAAUAGAAUUGAACCCAAGCCGGGUUCAAUUCCCGGUCUAUUCCAAAAAAAUGUCAUCUCAUUAUUAUGUUCAAUGUAAGUUAGCAUGCGUCACAUGUACAACAAAAACUAUUGAAAUUAAAAAUAUAAGUCGCCUAGGUUUUAUUUUUAAAACUAAUAAUGAAGGAAAUUUGUUGUUUUUAACAUUUUAACCGCCGAGUGUUAAGAAAAUGCUAGCGCCAUACAUAUUUGCAUGUUAAGUGAAUGCGUUGCACCCACUCAUACAUACAUACAUUUAAUGCAUGGCAUUCGGAAGAAUCCUAAGUUGUUGUCGUAAAUAUACAUGUGCGACGUUAAGGUCAUAGCACACUUAACCGCACCACUCUCACCCGGCAAGGUGACGGUCAUUGAAAGUCUUGUAUCUCUGCUUAAUAAAAAUAUAAAACUUUUUUUUUUAUUCUUGUAAAUAAUCACAUAAAUCAUAUAAGAAAUAUAAUGUUUUGGAUAGAGACAAUUUGUUUUGUAAAGAACGUAAAAAAGUGGGUUACUAGGCAACAGACGAACAUAGUACAAAAAAUUAUAAAGAAAUAAAGUGUAUUAUUUUCACAAUGUAGGUUACAAUUUACAACAGAAAGAUAGCUUUAAAGCUUCCUCUGUAGAUAUACUUUACAUUGGCAACAAAUAAGCAGACGGCCCGCUGUCAGCUCUCCUCUUGCCAAUGAAAAGUAUGUCUACAGUAAAAAACAUUAAAAGUCAUUUUCAGUUGACGUCAUCUUGCCAGGUGGGAGCGGUGGGGUAAAGUGCGCCUUUAGGCUUAUUAGCGUUGCUUGUCGUUUAUGCUACUUUGGUGGUUGUUAGGUUAGUAAAGAUCUUUGUUUGCACACACUAGGAACGUAAUCAAUGGUCGAACUACUUACAUUGUUGCUCUCAAAAUAACUGAAGAUUUAAAAGUUUUUAUACAUUUCAAAGUGAUGUAUGGCUUUAAGUCGGCGUCUCGCCUAGACAUAAAAAAUUGGUUAAAUCUUGUACUUUUCAAGUCAAAACAAAUAUUAGUACAGAAGCAUAAUCGUCUAUUGGUUUUAAAUGAUUUUAAUACAAUCUGUACAUAAUGUUUGCAUACUGAAAAUAGGUAUUGCGAUAUACAAAACGCCGCACAAUUAUUUUAUAUAUAUAUUAUGUGUAAAUAUCACAGUUAUACAUAAGUCGGGAUAUCCCAGUUAAAGUAAUUUUAUUCGGAUCUGCGAUAGAUAGAUAUUGGAUACGAGUUGGCAAGAAAAGUAUUUAAAACAUAGAUUCAACUUAGUUGAUGAUGAAUAAAAGACUGAUAAGUUUUGGGCAACUGUAGUGUAAUGUGGCUGUAUCGCUAAAUGCUUCAUCUGGGAUAUACUGCAUGUAGUAUUCGGAGUACAAAAUUUAUUUUGCCUGUAAAGUUUUUGUAUCAACACUUUUACAUUUUAUACAGACACAUAGCUCAAUUGUAUUAUGAAAACGAUGAAGAACUGAUUUUUUAACAAACGUAAACAUGUAGUUAAUACGGACCUUAGAAAUUAGUUACAUAAUUCACCUUAAUCAGGCAUUAUAUAUACAGUUAUACACUCCGUUAUUAGUGUGCCCCGUAAAAGUCGUGUAAAUAGCUCGGUGAUCGAAAACUGUUAAUGAAUGUUACGAAGUACCGAGAGUUCAUGGCGUAUACGUCUCUAAAUCCUACCUCUUAGAUUAUAUUCGAGUAAUAUCGGAAAGGAGCAUUUAUUACAUAGUUAUAUUAUAUACGUUAAUAUUGACUUUAAGCCGCCUUAUCACAAAAUGUUGACGCAUUCGUACAUAAAAAAAAACCUUGAAAUAACGACGACUCUGGCCUUAUUUACAGACAACGAAUUGUCCUUGAGAAAUCUAAAUAACAUAUUCUCUAAAAUCGACUCACAAAUUCGAUGUCAAAUGCGAUGUGAUUCUCCGCGACAGCUCUUUUGACGUGACGGAAUAAUUUCGAAUUUAUCUUUGUGGAAUUGACAUGAAAUUGAUAUGUCGAAUGCGGAAUCAAUGCGAUGGAGACGCUUGUGAAUAUAUAACCGGGUUUGUUUUCACGGGCGGUUUGCAGUUAACGUUGUUCUCCAGAUACAUUGAUAUGACGUUUCUCAGCAGCUCAGCGUCCGAAAAGAUUAUUGAAUGUUUGAAAUAUGCACCUUCUUUCGCGAUCACAGCGGGUCAAAAGCAGAGCGUAAUUAAAUAAAAAUUAUAGUGAUUAUGUACUAAAAAUAUAUUUUGGAAUAAGGCGGAAAAUGUAGUGAUAUAUUUUCGUUACCAGCUUCGUAGUUUCUAACUUUUGAUAAAGCUUUGAUUAGUUUAUUCAAUAAGUAUCAGUGUAUAGAAUGUCAUUUUAUAAAAUACACUUUCUGUGAUAUGAGUCGCAGUCAAUGUUAUAAUUUGUUUAUUUUUGCGUGUUUCGUGAGCAAUUGAUUUAGAAGUUAGUCGUUAACUUAUCACAAUAUUUUUAAAUAGUUUUAUUGCUAUAUUAUAGUAAGUCAAUGUCGGGGCCUGACAAUAGAGCGUGCUUGGACUUAGUUUCGAUUGAUGAUACAUUUUGCAAUGUAUGAGCUUUAUAAAUAUAUAUAUAUAUAUAUAUAUAUAUAUCUUAAUCUAAAUAAAAUAUAAUUUAAAUGUCAUGUCAAAUAAUGUAAAAAAAAUCUUGACUAUGUUGUGCGCAAAUUUGCACCGCUCUUAUGAGAGGAAAAUGCGUAAUGGUCCUUUUUUGUUUAUUGACGAAAAUCUUUUACGACAUUCCUUUUGCGUUGAACUAACUGGAGUUAGCCAUUGAUGUUUAAAUCUCAUUAAAGUAUUUAUAUUAAGAGUGUUAUUUGAAUCCUGAAAAUAACGACACGGUCAUACAAAUUCACAUGAUUCUUUAUAAUUCAUAAAUAGCAUAAUAACCACAUUUACUAUGUGUCUUCUACAUCUUCAGGAACACAUUUAUUUAGAAAUUAGUACUUCACGUGCACUUCUCCACGCUAACAUUUCUCAGAACUACAAACUACUAACAUUUUCGAAUGAGCGUAGUUGUCUCAUCACUGAGCUUAGCUCGUUUUGUAUACAUCACGUCUAUUGAGUGAUACUAUCAAUAAAUCGGUAUCUAGUUUCGCUAAGACUAAAUGCGUUCUGUUGCUCAGGCCAAAUUUUUGUGUGUAUUAACAUCGGUGGGUAUCUGUGUGCAUUAACAAGCAAAUUGAAAGUACGUAAUUUUAAGACGUAUUUUAUAAUGAUUUAUAUAUUUAAGCAAGGCAUGCCGCCCCAGAAUAAGAAUAUCUGUAAUUUAAAUGUAGUUUUAAGAACAAGCUGCUUCAAUAAAUUCAAUUAAGCAUAAAAACAUACUUAAAUUUUGUACUUUCAUCACUUUUUCUGUGUAAAUAGAAUAACUUUAGUGUUCCCAUAUAGAUUUUUUAUCUAGAAACUACCCAUGAUGUAUUAGUGUCCAGUUUUUACUCUGUGUAUUUUUACUGGAUGACGUACAUAAUUUGCCCAUCUAGUAUACAAUAAGCACUACAACCUAAUCAAUAAUAUAACUGUUUUAUAAAAAUUGGGGGUUAUAAUUAUGAACACGUUGUAGAAAUGUAUGUACUGGUAGUUGUGUGAUUGUUUGUAUAAAUUCACAUUUGGACAAUGUUUCCAUAUCCUUUGGUAAAUAUUUUAAUUAUGAGAGUUAAGUUACUGGGUGUUUAAUUUUAAUUCGUUAUCGGGCGGUUCGCAGAGCGUUUCGACCGUUGCGGUCGCGCUGUCAUUACAAUUUUUAAAAUUUUAACAAAUAAUGAGUUUUACUAUAUGACUUUAUAUUAAUUACUCCGUACUGUAGUGAUGUCAUAUUUUAUGAAUGAUUGAUUUUGGAAAUGAUUCCUUCCUCAAGAAAAUUGACGGAUUGUAAUGCGAGGCGCAUCGGUCGAAACGCUCUGCGAACCACCCUAUCAUGUGUUUCUGUACCAUAAACCUAUUUCGGUUGCUGUAGAGAAUGAAAUAAUGUAUGUAUAUAACUGUGUUUCUUAGAUACGUAAUGUGUUUAUGGUUAAGUUUAAAGUCACUUAGAUUUCAUGUCAAACUUUUUAUACAUAGUGUUAAUUUUAUAUUAUUUAUUAUUACAUUAACCAGUGACAGUAAAGGUCGUGAGAACGCAGUUAGUGAUGGCAAAGCGAGGGCGGAGCGAGAGCAGUCGGCCUUAACGCCCGGCGCCCCGACCUCGCUUUGCCUUCGCUUUCAUGCGCGGUGCUUUGCUAGUUUGGGUUCAAAGGCCGACGUCGCUUCACAAUUUCUAGGCCCCUAGCCAGCAUAAGAGCAGAAUUGUAACGUUUCAAAUUUUGGCGUCCUUUAUUCAACUUGAGGAUCAUUUUGGCGUCCUAUAUUUAGUAAUUCUCGACUCUUCAAAUCAUACCUAUAAGUCAAGUAAACCAUAGUUGAAUGUUUCUCAAAGCGUUUCAACAGCUGUGACCGGGCUGUGUCGUUACAAUUUUAACAAAGACAAGAAUUAAUUUUACUUUCUGACUUUAAAAUAACUAAUGAUCUACUGUGGUAAUGUCAAUUAUAAGAAUGAUUGAUUUUAGAAAUGAUUCCUACCUCAAGAAAAUUGACGGAUCGUAAUGACAGCGGCAGCGGCCACAGCUGUAGAAACGAUAUGAGAAUGAGAACCAGUUACAAGCGGCAAUGUUUCAUGGUGCAAAAUAGUACAUCUUACCUAAACUAAUUGCGAAAAGUGAAGCCAAACAAUGAUGAAAUAACGACCGUAUUGAUAUAUCAAAAACAACAUGACUCGUGCUUCGCGCUCAUAAUACUGGCAGGAAAAUAACCAAUUUUUUUUAUUUCUAAAUAUCAUACACAGAGGCUAAAAAAUAGUACCUACACGGUUUUGUGCGCUGCAGUUGGCAGAUAUAUAGGUAUAUUCUAAACGUUGUAACUUGUAAGAUUUGGAGACUUUGGCAGCCUCUGUGUAGAAUAUCUGUUAAUAGAGAUAGAUAGUCUUAUCUGUUUCAGUUGACUUCUCAUAGAUUAUUGUAAUUAUUAAAAUUACGCCAUAAGUUCCGUUGCGUACGUGAAAACAUAAGCAACAUAUUUAUAAUAUAUUUUCUUUGCGUGUCGAUGGCAAAUCCGAAAACGCAACACCAUUUGCUAGUAAAUUCUUUAUCGAGGCAUGAAGCCUGAUCACAAGCCGUUGAAGUGGCUCGGUACAUACAUAUAUUUACUAGCUGCACCCCGCGGUUUUUCGUUCGAUGUAAUUAUUAAUACUUACGCUUUUAAUUGUAUCAACAGUAGCGCCAUCUACAUUUUAAAGCGCCAUUUUCAUAUUAUCACUUUUUGAACGAUUCCUACGGGACUCGCGAACCUACUUUCGGGUAGCCUAUAUGUAUAAGUAUCAUACAAAAUAUCAGAAAUACAACAUACUCAAUAAACUUUCGCCUUUAUAAUUUUAGUGCGAUGUUUGAAAAGCUUAUUUGUUCGCGCUAAACAUUGGAACCGUCCGUCUUGAAACAAUAAUAUGUUGUUAUGUAUAUUCACACUCACACUCACGAGAAAAGCUUACCUUCCAGAAUUCAGAAUAUACCGCGCGAAGACGCGAUGUGCAGCUAGUAUCAUGACAUUUGUUGCAGAAAAAGAUUGGGCCGAGUAUUGAUGGUAUCUAAAUAAUUGACGAUCGAAUAUUAGGGUCCGACUCCAUUGUUCCGUUGCGCUACGUCGUCCACCGUUGUCGACCGAUCAAAAUCUAUGUAAGACAACAGAGUACAACGAGCCGGCAACGCGCUAUUUCAGCGCAAUAUAUCACGACGGAGAAAAGAGGCGCGGCCGCGAUGAUUUUUUGUUUACCAUACAUUAAAGCGGUUAGGUGCCGAAAUUUAUAUAAUGUAACUUUAUGAUUACAGUACCUACCUAUGUGUGUUAUAUAUUCGGCACUGUAGAUUGUAUUUAAGAUAAUAAUAUUAAGUUCUUUUGCAGGUAUUUUAUCCCGCAAAAAUAGUAUUUCUUUCAUUGUUAUAAAGUGCCCAAUCUUAAUCCAAACGGGAGUUGAAUAGAUGUACUUAUAGCAGACGGCAAUCAAUAAAUUAAAUUGAUUGUAACUUUAGAAACAAAGAAGUAUAUACAGUCAAAAGUAAAUAAAGUUUUGUUAAUAUUGCCGGUGUAGGAGCCUGUAUAGACAUGGAUACUAUCCAUAUUUUAAAAUUAUUCUUUUAGUAACAAACGUGAUUUUUAUUAUGCUUAAUCUAUUUACAGUUUUAUUCCUAGAUGUACUAAUAAGCCGCAAAAAUAAAUAUAAUAUUAUUAUUUAUUUAAUAGUCAGGAGCCUAACAUGGUCAUAUCUUCCAGUAGUAAGAGAGUAGAAAUACAAGACGAGAAACGGAAUUACUUUUGUCCAUCAUUAUAAUGGCGACUGGAUUGUGAUCACACCUACUCCGCGUCUAUAGUCUUUCUUCAGAGCCGCCAUCCUAAAUGAUUCGAUUAUAAGUACUUUUGCAGCUUAUUAGCGGGAUGAUAGAAACUUUAACCUUACAAUUAUAUGUAUAUAAUCGAUUGAAUGAUCGGUACAUAUUUUUGGAUCAGUAAGGUUGGUACAUUAAACACCGUUUAGAAUCAAUGCAUAGUAACAUCAUCAAAGUUAAAUUAGCAUUAACAAAGCAUUUCUUGCAUCAAAUCUAUUACAGCAUUGCAACCAAAUAUAGUCUAUGCUAUUUGAACAAAAAUGAUUGAUUUGCCCAUAAAGUAAGGGGUAUAAUUUCAAUUUAUUGUUGUAUGAUUAAGUAAAUGUGUGUAUCAUAUAUAUUUAAAAUAAGCUUAGUCUCAAGUUCAAAUUGAUGUCUUAGGUACGUUUAUACCAAACGCACCUUUAUAAAUUGUAAAAGGUACAAGCAAACUAUCGGUUUGAAGAUAUUGAUGAGCAAUACCAAAAGAGUACAAUUUGUCUACCGCAAUAACUAGCCAGCGUCAUAUCACGAGAUUACUAUUCAGUGGUAUAAUUCAAAUGAUUUAUUUAAAUGCACAUUAUUUGAAUAUCCCCUUUAUAUAAGUUUUAUUAAAUUGGUUAUGGAGUGGACUCAUUAAUGUAAUAAAAGAAAGUGUUUAUAAU